GAGGGAGUGUCUGCUGGGUGUAGGAGCAGGCUGACGUCUUGUUAGUGUGAAUGACUUGAAAAAAAACACUCUGACAACAGCUCAGCAGGCGACACCAUCGCGGAAAACCGAGGAACAUUUUUCUUUUGUAACUUCUUCCCGCUUCCUUCCUCCCUCCACCUGUAUGACUGCGUGAAGACGAAAGCUCAGUAAUGGAGAGCUCCAUUGAGGUUUCCAAGACUGGUGGCACCUCAAACCCCAAGCCAAGUUUAGCCCCCAAACCUCGGCUCGCUCCCAAGCCGUUUUCUCUGCAGAAGAACACCGCCAUCCGCUCCAUCCAUGCCCCAAAGCCGGUCGUCCCAAGCUCGCAAACAACAAAGCAGCAGACUGGAAAAUCUGAAGCCACAGGACUCCCCAAACCGACUGUGACCACCCCUGCUAAGAAACUCCCUCAACAAACCACCUCCUCUGAAUCCAAACCCAGCCCUGUCAGUGUGCUCACCAAAGCUCAACCAAACACAACCAAAGAAAGCAAAACAAGUCCACGUGGAGAAGAUACCCUUGAUUCUAGUGUAGGAAAAUCAGAUCCAGCCUCACAAACCACUCCACCCAAAGAGACACCCAAGUCCAAGCCAGUCCAGAAAGACGAUGUCAUCCAAGCAAACCAUAGAGCAUCCACAGAUAUUGUAACUAAACCACAAGACAAAGGGGAAAAAAAGAAUGAUGAAAAUCAUACUCCUGUCAUCCAAAAUGUUGAAGAACCCAGAAGUGACGUUUCCUCUACCCACGGUCAAGAGUCUCGAUGGGGCGGCAGCAGGAAACGUCUGUCCAUGGAGCUCACCUCUAAGUUUGAGUCAGCUGGCCUUUCUCUGCCCUCCCAGCCAACUGUAAACACCUCCACAACCACCACCAAAAAUGAUGCAAACAAACCAAGGCCUUCAGAUCCGGAGCCGAGCCAGACAGCAGCAGAGCCUCCAGACAGAGAGACCGACGAAGGUACAGUGAAGGAGGAUUACACCGGAGGAAGCAGUAUAAAACGCAGAAUCAGUCUACUGUUUGACUCAUCUUCGAGGCCAGAGGCCAUGACAAAGAGAGAGGAGCCAGAGAUUAUAAACGGCACGGAGGGUGUAAAGGGUGUGAAGGAGAGAAUUAAAAACUGGGUUACAGAAACGACCCCCGAGGAUACCAAGACUGAGAGGAGGCCUCAGGUUGCACCCCGACCCUGCUCUAAGAGCUUUGAGCCAGCAACUGCUCCAAAAGCAGAGGAAACACCCCAAAUGCCACCUGUUGAGCCACCUGCAACCUUGACAUCGCGCAGUCAGGCAGUGGAUCUUCCUUCAAAGGUGUCAUCUGUGGAACAACCCACAGAGACUCCAAUGGAAAUACCUGAAAUUACUUUAAUUGAAGUUAAAUCAUCAGAAAGUUCAAGCAAGACAUCAGGAAAGCAUGUGCCAAACGAGUCAACAGAAGGUGAUGUCCAGCUACGCAAACGCAGCUCAUCCAUGCCCCACACUUCCACUGAUGAGGCAGACUCAGCUCGGUGUGCUCUAAAGCGGGACAGCGCCAAACGCCGCUCUGUUCACUUUGGUGUCGUGGUGAGAGAUGAUGGUGGGCCUCCCCUGAUCCUCGGCUCAGCGUCUGAUUCCAGCGAAGAAGAAGAAGAAGAAGAAGAGGCUUCUGGGGAUGAAGCUGAGGAGGACAACGUUUCAGUGCCCGUUCAUAGAGGAGUCGCAGGUCUUCUGAAGAGGAAUGAUGAUGAGGCACGAGAGCAAGAAGAACAACUGAAACAUUUAGAAUUUGAAAAAAGACGGAGAGCGGAGGAGAAUGAACAGGCAAGACUAAAGUUGGAAGAGGAGCGGAAGCAAAAAGAAGAAGAAGAGAGGGAGAAAGAAAAGGCGAGGCAGAGGGAAGAGGAGGAAAGGGAGAGAGAGAGGUUGAAGGCGGAGGAAAUGGAGAGACGGAGGAAGGAGGAAUGGGAGAGAGAAUGCUUAGAAGAGGCGAGGGAAAGGCAGAGAGAAGAGAUGGAGAGGAAAAGACAGUUGGAGUUGAUGUUGCAGAGACAGAGAGAAGAGGAGCAAGAGAGGGCAAGACAGAAAGAGGAAAGACUUAAACGAGAUCAGGAAGAGAGGGAAAAGGAGAGAUUGAAGGAGGAGGAGAGACUGAGAGAGGAAAGAGGAAGACAAAGGCAGAGAGAAGAGAUGGAGAGGGAAAGGCAGUUGGAGUUGAUGUUGCAGAGACAGAGAGAGGAGGAAAGAGAGAGGGCGAAACAAAAGGAGGAGAGACUUAGAGAGGAGGAGGAGAGACUUAGAGAGGAGGAGAAGAGAUUGAUUCACGACCACGAGGAGCACAGAUCAGAGGGAAAACCGAUAGAGAGGAGAUACAGUAGAGCGAAAAAAAGAGAGGAGGAGUGGGAAAAAGAGUGGAUGAAACAGACUGAGACACUGGGAGGAGAAGAGGAGAAGGAAAGAGAGAAAGAGUUAGAGCUGAUGUGGCAGAGAAAGACAGAGGAGGACAGGGAGAGGGCGAGACAGGUGGAAGAGAGACUCAGACAGGAGGAGAGGGAGAAGGAAAGAUUGAGAGAGGAGGAGAUGGAAAGAGAAAGGGAGAGGCAAAGGAGACUGAAAGAGCUGCAAGAAAGAGAAAAAGAGAUGGAGAGGAUGAGGCAAAUAGAGAUGGAGAGACGGAGCGAGGAGGAGAGAAGGGAGGAGGAGAGGAAGAGGCAGAUUGAGAAAGAAAGAGUGGAGGAGCUGGAGAGAAAGAUGCGAGAGGAGUUGGACAGAAAGCGGGCACAAGAGCUGGAGGAAAAGUUACAAAUGGAGGAAGAGAGAAAAAGGAAAGAGAGCGCGGUGGACGAAGCAGAGCCAAAAUUAAUCAGCUUUGACUCCGAUGAUGUUUCUCAGAAGUCAGAUUCACCGUAUCCCUCCUUGGUGAAAACCCGUGAGCCCCCAGAGAGUCAGAUCAAAGUUGUUUACGAUGACUUCUCUGUCAAACCGUCUGUGAUGGAGGUGGAUUUUGACGACUUCUCAGUCAAACCGAUCAGAUGGGGUUCGCAAGCUAAAGCAGAAGCUAGUCCGCUCAUCCAGAGUUGGGAACCUGCCUCUGACAAAAAAGAAGUGGAAGCCUGGUCACCUCUGGAAGUCAGACCUUGGGAAUUUAAAGAACCAGAGAAGGUUGAAAAACCACACAUCCCAGAGCUGACACUACCACAAGAGAAUCCAGUAAAGGAGGAGGAGGAGCAGAGGCCAGAGGUGGCGCAGUUCAUCUCCAUGGAGGUGGAGCAGGAGCAGGAGAAGGAAAGGGUGGAGGAGGAGGAGACAAGAGAAGAAGUGGAAGAAGAAGACAAGCAGGAGGCACCAGUCAACAGUUAUAGCACUAAUGCUGGAGACAAUGAUGCUUUGAUAGACAAUGAGCCAGGCCAGCAGAAUGAGGCCUGUGAAUCUGAAACGGACAGUCCAAAGCUCGACCAUGACCAUGUUCCUGAGGUCUCCGUUGUAGACGUCGAUACCACCGAUUCUCACCAAGAGCCUGAGCUGCCUCCAUUCCCUGAGAGCUCCACUCCUCUCCUCGACACCAGCGCACAGAGAUCGAAGGCGGAUCUGGGUAGGAGGCGAAGUCGAUCGCGUCCAUCACGGGCACUCCUUGGAGGUUUGAGUCCGUUGGACAGCGCAGACUGGAGGACUAGUGACUCCACAGCAGAUAAAAAAGAGACAUCUUCUAAGGAAAAGGAGUCAGACUCUGAGGAUGAGCAGCCUAAAGCAAAGAUAGUCUGUUCUCCUCCUACCACCUCUCAGAGAGUACCCAUGUUCCCUGGGUUGAGCCCUGCAGCCUUACUUGCUCAGAUUAAAAAGAAAACAGGUGGAGGUGGAGAGGAAACAGAAGAAGACAAGGGAAGAGAGGAGAAGGAAAGUCAUAAUGUGGAAGCAGCACCGUCUCCCUCACAACUGUCCCGCUCUCCUCGCAACGCCGCUCAUCUUGCAGGGGCUGCGCGAGUGCUGCCACCCAUAGGCGGCACAGAUGGAGGUGCCGCCUCCUCUCCUGCUUGGCUGAAAGAACUGAAGUCAAAGAAGCGCAUGAGUCAGUUUGACGGCGAGGCUUAGCCAGACACAGGAGACAUUGUGCCAUCGCUUUUCAGCAAGAAUAAGUCCAUCUUAGCUGCCGCUGCCGAUUUGCCAUGAUUGCUCCAUUUUCCACUUUGAGUGCCUUAUUUUGGAUUUUUACUGAGAUUUACAGGAGGAGAAUUCAGACUUUUGCUGAAUGUAGAGGCCAUCAAGAACUCUUCUGGUUUGUAAAUGAAAUAUGGUGCCAAGGCUAUGUGCCAAGACUGUGAUGUGUUAAUGCCAAGUAAAUGUUUUAUCUACUGCUGUACAGAGGCUCAAUGGAGGGGGAAAACCCCAAUGUAAUGUAGAGCAAAGCCAUGGACUGUCUUAUUGUUUGAAUGUGUUAGUCCAUCAUAUAGCGACAGGGACUGAUGACAUUAGGCCUUCAGCAUGCUAUCUACCUUCACAAAAAACACACACAUAUGUACAGAAAUACUGAAUAUAUGGAAUUGCACCUUGUGUGUGUUUAGUUCAAAUUGUACAAAAUACCUUUUACAUUGUCUUUGCAAUCACAGAUCGUCUCAAGUAAAAGCUUAAAGCACUUUAAGAAAAACAAUAAAUGACCGUCCAUGCAGUACGUCUAAGCAAUAGUAUAAUCAAGUGCCUAAAUCUAGUAAUAUGGUUGAGGGUAUUUUUCUGUUUGUUACACAAUGAGGGUACGGUUGUACAUGAGAGGGUGCAGGUGGGUGGCCGUUGCCUGCGGAGGAGAUAUUCGUGCUAACUGUGCUGGGUGUGACGCACAUGGAAAGCUAGCUUGCUAGUCAAUGAUAGCUAGCUUGUUAAUAAAUACCACGCAAUAUGAUGUUAUUGGUACAUUUGCUUAUGUUCCAUGUCUGUCUCCUGACUCACUGCGGACCAAGCAGCUUCAGUUUGUGUUUUUCCUGGCCAGUAUUAUACGGUAUCAGAUGAUUAGACAACUACCAAUGUCUCCUCCACACAUCUCUUUGCAUUGGUUGAAGCUGUGACUUUGUUGGUCAAAGUUAAACUCCAUGUGAUACAAAGACAUGAAUUUGAUCUGCCACUAGAAGCAAAUGUUUUAUUCACCCCUCUGCUGGCAUUGAAAGGUAGUUGAUGGGAGGCAAAUAUUUGUCAGUGUCAGUUUUGCCUACGUGUGACCUUGCCCUGAAUGUCUGUCUUCUCUUUCCCAUUACACAAAACUUAAAAGAUGCCCUUCCUAGUUUGAUUAUAAAGCCCAGUAGCUUGUAAAGAGCAUCAACAGUGAGCUGGGAGGAAAUAUUGAGCAUGCUAUAACAAAGUCAUACUCAACUUGUGGCCCUCUGGCUUAAUCUAGCCCACAAUUGGGUAUUGUGUGGCCUGCCAACCAUGUUCUAAUUCACAACAAAAAAUUGAUUGAUAAAUUAAUAUGAUUUUUCCUUUGGUUUUUGUAUGUAAAUAAUGUCAGUGUAAACAAAAAAAGCAUCAGAAUUUAGCUUGUUUAUCAAAAAAAAAAAGUGCCAGGGGAGUAUCCCCCACAGAGGUCCAGGAUCUCAAAUAUUUGUUUAUUAAUUGGCCUCCUGUCAUCUUGAAAAAGUGGCCCCUGGGCAAAGCAAGUUGAGUAACCAUGCUGUACCAGAAUCAGGAAGUGUGUUUUAUAAAAUCUUAAAUCCAGAAAAAUGCAGCCUGCAUCUUCUCUAGAUGCUUUUAUGUGCCUUUUUAAUGUUGAAGAGUGACUGUCAUUUGUGCUGUAAUCAUUUAUGAUCAAUAUACUGUAUGAUAAGAGGAAAUUGAGGGAAUUUUAUUAAAACUUUUUCUAUGAAAUGCAA
Molecule: messenger RNA, 5839 nt
Organism: Plectropomus leopardus (leopard coralgrouper)
Lineage: Eukaryota; Metazoa; Chordata; Actinopteri; Perciformes; Serranidae
Source: RefSeq, a predicted model, not a curated record